CUUUCAAUGAACUUCUCCAAUCCUCUCCAUUGACGCUUUGACACCACUUAAAAGUCAAAGGAUCCAACCCCAACAAUGCUCUAAUCUCUCCCUCUUUCAUCCAGAUUUCUUCUCUCCCGAUUCCCUCUAAUGGGCAGCACUGAAGAAGACCCCAACAAACUCAAUUCCCUCCACGAUCCCUCUUCCCCAACACAGCCCCUCCUUUCCAAGCCCACCACCAGCACCUCCUACCCUUCUUCCCCAAUUGAAGAACCCACUUCAAUCCUCCCCCCAGAUCCCGACCCCACUCAGUUCCUUCAGAUCUCCUACAAUUAUGAUCCCAGACCCUUCAAGGACCUUCCUUUCCUCAUCCUCUUUGCUCUCUUGGUUCUCUGCACUUUUGGGUUCGGUAUUUUCUCUAUCUUCAAUCGAAACACCAAGUACGAUGACGUCUCCAGUUAUACCUAUGAUUCUAGUACGAGUACUUGUGUUGAAAGCUCGAGUCUUUCCUUAUCGAAUUCUAAUCGGGUUUUUGGGUUUGUGAUGUUUUCUUCAUCAAGUUCGAGUUUUUGGAAGGUUUUGAUAUGGACCCUUGUGAUAACUUUGAUUUUAACGGUGCCCAUUUGUUUUCUUUUGCUUUGGUUGCUGAAACGCUACACCAAACAGAUUGUGUACGUUUCUCUUCCGUUCAUUGUUAUCAUGCCCAUUUUCUUAGACGUGUAUUGGUUCGUUGCAUGCACUGUCAGCUCUUCUUGCAGCGAUGCCUUCCCUCUCGUUUACAGGAUUCUUGUGCUGGUGUUUGUGUUGUUAGUUGUUGGGGUGAUUGUGUGGAUUUUGGUUGCCAAUUGGCAUCGAAUUGAAUUGACCGUGCAGAUUAUUGGGGUUGCGUCAGAUGCGCUUUCGAGGAAUUUGGGACUAUUUUUGGUGCUACCCUUGUUGACAAUUGGCUUGGUCGUAUAUUAUGCGCCAAUUGUGGUAUUCUUGGUUUUUGCGAGGUUGAAUGGAAAAAUUGUGGCUAGAGAAUCGAAAGGAGAGUACACUUGUGUCUGGAAACAAGAUAAUUGGGUGCCAGCAUAUUAUACCUUAGCAAUUUUGACAAUGUUGUGGUCUUUAACUGCAAUGGUAGAAGCACAGGUUUAUGUGAUCAGUGGAACUAUUGCACAGUGGUAUUUCUCCAAGGAUGAUUCUGUUCCUAAGCGGAGCAUAAGAAGUUCAUUGAGAAAUGCCUUUGGUCCCUCCUCUGGUACAGUCUGUCUAUCAGGGCUGCUUAUUUUUGUUGUUCGAGUGGUGCGCGCUGCUGUUGACAGUGCUAGACAAGAUGCUCCUGGAAUAGUGAACCUCGUACUACGGUGCUGUGUUAAUGCAUUUCUGUCAGCAAUAGAUUUUCUUAACAAGUUCACCAUCAACUUUGCAGCAAUAACUGGUGAAGUUUAUUGCACAUCUGCAAGGAUGACGUAUGAGCUUUUGAGGCGUAACCUUCUCUCUGCUGUUUUUGUGGAGACUGUAUCAACUCGGUUGUUAGGUGGAAUUGUUUUUGUUCUCUCAGCAAUAUAUGCAAUUGUGGUCUGGGCUAUUGUAAAGGGCGUGAACAGUCUUGGGGUCGACUCAUACCUUGUCGCUGUUUUUGCCUGGUUGCUGUUGAUUGUGGUGCUGACUUUCUUCAUCCAUGUAUUAGACAAUGUCAUUGACACUGUUUAUAUCUGCUAUGCCAUAGACAGGGAUAGAGGGGAAGUCUAUAAGCAGGACGUUCACGAAGUUUAUGUUCACUUACCUAUUAGUAGGAGUCUCAGAUCACCCUUCCCCUCAAGUACUCCUGGUGUAUAAAUAAAUUUCCUUGACAUUCUAAUGUACCUAGUUGUUGUUGGUCCGAGUCCAUCAUUUGUUAAUUGUAUGAAGUUGUAAACUCCAACUGGUAGAUUGUGCAUACCCUUUAUUUCAUUGUACAAUUUUAAGGAGGCUGGAAUAAAAAGAGUUGAUUUUUAAAGGUAAUUCAAGCCUUCUAUUUUCUUAACCUCCAACACCGUUUCAGGAUUACAUUAUAUAAUAAGUCGAACAACUCUUU
Rubroshorea leprosula is the source of this 2041-nucleotide messenger RNA. NCBI's taxonomy places the organism in Eukaryota, Viridiplantae, Streptophyta, Magnoliopsida, Malvales, Dipterocarpaceae. The record is from the annotation of a GenBank genome assembly.